Dovyalis caffra is the source of this 1347-nucleotide messenger RNA. The record is from the annotation of a GenBank genome assembly. Lineage: Eukaryota; Viridiplantae; Streptophyta; Magnoliopsida; Malpighiales; Salicaceae.
AUGUUCUCGACUUCUCUGCCCACUCAGUCGAAGAACUUCUGGAAAGUGAUACCAUCAAUUGUGGACGAUGAGAGGUAUAUUUUCAUUUCAUCCAUGCUUGGAUUAUUGGCUGAAUAUGGAAUCCAGCCCCAUGUCAUAAAUGCCUCUGCUAUAUCUAAUGGUGUAAAGUCCAAUGUCAUAAAUGCCUCUGCUAUAUCUAAUGGUGUAAAGGAUAGAAUCAUAGAGUUAGCAUCUGUGCUGGGCCCUCAAAAUGGAAGCGGUUCUCAUGAUAUAAAUAACCUUGCUUCUGGCAUCUUGACGGGUCAAAUAACUCAUCCAUCCAUGGGUCAGCUUGGGACUUCUGCUUCUAAUCACAAUACAGCCGACCGGCAUCUGGAAUUGAAUGAAAAUGUGCCAAGAUAUGUACAUGAGACAAAUCUUAACAACAAUUUCCCAGAGUUCUCAUUCAAUCCUGACAGGACCAGAAUGGUUAAUGAAGUGGAAAGGAAGGUUGCUGGCCCUCUUUCCGAUAGUUUAUUUGGAAAAAGUGAUAUGAAUAUGAGAGCAGGAGAGAUGGCCAAUGAUGUGCUCCAUCCUUCCAGCACAAAUGAUGAGAUUGCUUCCUCUGUUUCUGAUGAUCUCCCUGGCAUUGAGGGUUUUCAGAUUAUUGGUGAUGCUAUACCUGGAGAAAAACUCCUUGGAUGUGGAUUCCCUGUCCGUGGGACUUCUCUUUGCAUCUUUCAGUGGGUUCAUCAUCUUGAAGAUGGUACUACGCAGUACAUUGAAGGAGCAACAAAUCCAGAAUAUAUCGUCACAGCUGAUGAUGUUGAUAAGUUGAUUGCUGUUGAGUGUAUACCUAUGGAUGACCAAGGCCAUCAGGGGGAACUGGUGAGGCGUUUUGCUAAUGAUCAGAACAAAAUAAAAUGUGGUAAGUGGACGGACUCUUCUGACAAUUGGGAGCCAACAACUCUAGUUUUGCAACGUUCAGGAUACCAAAUUAAGAGCAACGGAAAGGAAAAUGUGCUUAUUUCUGACAGAUUUUCGAAGGAUUUAUCUAUAAAAAUUCCUGCUGGACUCUCAACACAAUUUGUUUUAACAUGUGCCGGUGGAUCUUCUCAUCCUCUCAGUACAUAUGAUGUUCGAAUGCGCGACACUCUUGUGUUGGCUAUGCGAAUGUUUCAGAGCAAGGUUGAUGAUGGCUGGGUGGUGGUGGUGUUUGGGUUGGUAAUGAUAGUGAAUGGUGAUGAUGGCGGAGGAGGUGGUGGUAGUGAUAAUGGACGUGUUCGGCCACAAAGUGCUUCGGAAAAAUGCUUCCGGUUCCAUUACCGGUACAUAAUAAAUGGUGGAAAUCCUGAUGGUUUUGAUUGA